Molecule: messenger RNA, 2728 nt
Organism: Vitrella brassicaformis
Lineage: Eukaryota; Vitrellaceae
Source: the annotation of a GenBank genome assembly
CGAGGAGCAAGUGGUACCCACACGUGACCUUUGUCUGUUGGUGCUUUCCUCUCUCUCGUGUGGCGAUGAGUUGAUUUCAAGGACGAAUCGAUGCAGCGGGCACGGUGGUAUUACAUCUACCCGCCUUUUAGGCGCUUCAUCGUCGCUCACAGCAUACCCAGGCCAUCGACGGCGGCGUCGUCAGCAUGCGGCUCUCCUGACAUCGAGUCAACAGCCCGUCGGCCGUCUUGCCGCGGCUUCUCAUCAACCACAGCAGCAGCAGCUUCACAAUCACAGCCGGCACACCCCGAGUCGCUCAUCGCGCAGACUCUCGAGGAGAUGGCUGAAAACAAGGAGUAUCAGGCAACGCUUGACGACCUCAAGAAGUUUGGUCAGAAGCGGCUGUCGCUCGAGGAGAAGAAGAAGCGGCGGCGGGCGCUGCACCACCUGGGGCUGCCGGGGUUCGAUGACUUCCUCCGGCAGAGGAACAUCCCUCUGCUCAAGCGCGACACCGUCACCACCCUGCAGGUACUUACCUGCACGCAAGAACGGACAGGACACAUCACUAUACUCUCUACUCUGCUGUGCCCAUCAAUUCCGUUUUCUCUUCGUGUGUGUCAUGCCAUUCAGGUGAACAUCGGUCUGUACUGCAACCAGGCCUGCACUCACUGCCACGUGGAGGCGUCCCCCCUCCGCAAGGCCGACAUGAUGACGCCAGACAUCGCGGCGCGGCUCAUCGAGGUGCUCGACAACACCCCCACCGUCACCACACUCGACAUCACCGGCGGCGCGCCGGAGAUGAACCCCGUCUUUCGCACACUCGUCAAGGAGGGCCGCGCGCGCAACCUCGACGUCAUCGACCGGUGCAACCUGACGGUGCUGCUCGAGCCCGGCCAGGAGGACCUCAGUGCCUUCCUGGCUGCCCACCAGGUGCACGUCAUCGCCUCGCUGCCCUGCUACAGCCAGAAGAAUGUCGAUUCGCAGAGGGGGCGGAAGGUGUUCGAGCGGUCCAUCCAGGCGCUGCAGGAGCUCAACGGCAAGGGGUACGGCCGGCCGGGGACGUCCCUGGUGCUGGACCUGGUGUACAACCCUGGAGGGGCGUUCUUGCCACCCGACCAGGCGACGCUCGAGGCCAGGUACCGAGAGGAGCUUGAGCGCGACUACGGGAUCGUAUUCAACCGCCUGUACUGCAUGACCAACAUGCCGAUAAAGCGGUUCGCCGACUUCCUGUACAAGCAGGGGAAGCUGGGCGAGUACAUGGAGCUGCUGGUCAACAACUUCAACCCCACCACGGUCGACACCGUCAUGUGCAAGUCGCUCGUCAGCGUCAGAUGGGACGGACGGUGAGUGAGCUGAUGGGAUGGGACCUGAGAAACCAACACGCACUUUGUGUGAAUGUGUGUGUGUAUGCAGCCUUCACGAUUGUGACUUCAAUCUGGCGCUAGACAUGGACCUGCUCCCAGCAGACGGCGCCCCCUCCCAGAGUGACGAGGCGGACCGACCCCUCCCCCGGUCGGUGCUGUCAUCUCCACCCCCCUCCUCCACCACACUGUGGGACAUAUCAUCGCUCAAUGACCUCGUCAACAGGUCAGCACGGGCGCCAAGGACACGGCAAGGCGGCAGAUGGAGUGUGGAUGUCUGUGUAUUUCUGUGUGUGUGUGUCUUCAAUCCAAUCAGGCGUAUAGCGAGUGACACGCACUGCUUCGGCUGCACGGCUGGUGCCGGGAGCUCUUGACAGGGGGAGACCGUGAAGAGCUAGACACACACGGUGCGGCCCUUCACGGUGGGGUGCUUGGGAAUCUCGUGGAUCCACACAUGCCUAGAGAGGGGAGGGGAGAGGGGAGGUCUGCACCAUCCAUCAUGACGUGGUGGCGUGGUCUGCGUGUGUGUCAUUGUUUCGUGCCCGCGAGUGAGUCUGCCCCUCAUCACCCCAGGCAGCUGGGAUGGGGGCGGGUGAUAGCAGGGAGGCGACGGACACACACUCACGCCACGGCCACGUACACAACCAGAUGGAUCCAUCGCAUCAUUGCGGCGGACAGGAAGGCAGGGAAUGGGCGAGCGGUUUUGCGAGGGGGUCAUCACUGGUUCACUGGUGUGACAGACAGUCAUUUUGGCAUCUUGCAUGGUCAUCCGUGCGUUGACAUCGCAUUCGUCAUGAAGAUUCUGUAUCUUACCUGGUUCACAUCUCGGCCGGCCAUAUCAACCGCCACAGGCGAAGGGCGCCAUGUCCGUUGGACAACCAACUGGUGCCACGGUGCCCUUCCAGAGUGGUGAUGUUUGUGGCCGGCCGGGGAAACCGGGCUUUCACUGGAUGGAUGGAUGGAUGCUUGUUGCGUCAGCUUUUGAGUUUGUUGGGCUGGCUGGCUGUACACACGAAUUGAAUGAGUGCGUUCGUAUCAUACAUACGGAUCACGAUAUCACUGUACGCGUGUGUGUCGACGAAUGGACUGUCCCAAAAGAGAGAGUGUGUCCUUGUGUGCGUGACGUUAUCAGCCGUUCAAGACUGCAAGGCAUCUCUUUUUCAUUUUAUUUUUCACGACUGCAUGGUGCGGGUGAGGGUUUAAAUUGUGUGUGUGAAUCUAUAAGUAUGGCUCGAGAGGGGUCAUCCGGGGAGACACUACUGCAAUCUGUCUAUCUGUCUGUCAGUACAAGGGGGGAGGGAGCUCACAGACAGCACGUGCGUGUCCUAGCGUGUCGCUUGUACACAGACCCCAUCCAUGCCGGGAUGAAGAGACGAACUGACUAUGAG